Messenger RNA from Volvox carteri f. nagariensis, 2868 nucleotides. RefSeq lists its product as uncharacterized. The transcript is spliced from 8 exons. Lineage: Eukaryota; Viridiplantae; Chlorophyta; Chlorophyceae; Chlamydomonadales; Volvocaceae. The record is from RefSeq and is a predicted model, not a curated record. The annotation marks the transcript as partial.
AUGGCUCGGCAAACGAGUAGCAGUCUGGACUCAGGUGCUGCGAAUGCUGAGGCCGGCAUUUCGCGGCUCACCUGGAAUAGAUUCCAGACCAUCCACAAGAAGCGAGGUCUGUCUCCAUCUGGUCUGUCACAGCUGUGGAAGGCCUACAAGGCGGGGACCUAUUCAGUCCCGGAGGAGCUCCUGCCAGCGGCAGCAGCAUCUGACACUAAUUGCCUGCAGCCUGCCGCUUCAUCGCAGCAGUGGUGGAUGCCAUGUUGCAGGGACCCCAGGACGGCAAUGAUGACGACGACUGAAAGAAUGGCAACUACAGCGGCAUUCGAAGCGGCUGUUGAAGUGGCUGCUGCUGAAACCGCGAUCCCGGUGCCGACAGCGGCAUCUGGCGAUCCAGCGUCUGUGUCGGGAUUGGUAACACCAGUAGUAGCAGUAGCAACAGCGACGGCGACGGCGGCCGUCAGCAAGCGUCUGGUGGCAGCUGCCUGGGGACUUGCACCGAUGACAUGGAAGCCCGCUGCUGCUGCUGCUGCUGCCGCCACCCCCCUAGGUUUGUCCUCUGCUACUGCCGCUGGCUGGCGUAGUGCACGGUCCGAAUCUGCAGUGUCAUCCAAAGCCGACCGAGGGUGCAGCACCGGGCUGCAGCAGCAGCAACGACAGCGAAAGCAGCAGCAGCAGCAGCAGCGGCGGCGGCGGCGAAAGGUCCUUGAGCCACUGCCGUCAUCACCAAUACAACAGCCAAUGCCACAACGGCGACCCCGGACGCACCGGAAGCAGCUUUCAUGUCCGGUGGUGAUACCCGUCGAUGUGAUUGACCUCUGUGAUAGUGACGAAGGAGGUGAACAAAAUCUGGUGGAAAGGGCCAGCGGCGGUUGCAGCAGCGGCCUGGGAGCCCCUGUCUCCCCAUCGGGUCUGGUCCGGGGGGCUGUCAGAGGUGCUGGUGAAGGCGACGGCGGCGGCGGCGGGCGAGUUAUCUUAGACGUCACAGACGCCGCAGAGGAGGAGGAGGAGGACACUGCUACCAGCAAUGUCGCCGCAGCGGCUGAGGAAGCAACAGCACCAGCAGCAUCACGGCCCGGCCGUGGCGGUAGCGGCGGUGGUCAUCACUCAAGCCAUGCCGACAGCACUGACGUUGUUGUCAUGAUGGUAGCGGAACGAGGUGCGCAGCACGGCAGCGCCCACGCCUGCGGUGCCGCUGCCGUACCGCCGCCGCCGCCGCCGCCGCCAGCCCGACACCGCCGUCGCAAUCACAAGGCCCAUGAAUCCAACACCGUCAAUCCUGCUCUGCAGAGUGAUGCAGCCGUCAUCGCAGGCAGCCACGACGGCGGAGGUGACGUCUUCGGUGCUGUUCAACCCGACGUGGGGGAUCGUACGACCAUCACCAUCACCAGCAGUAGUGACAAGGGAACAGCCUCUGGAGGAGGAAGUGAAGAGCUCGCCGACGCCGUGGACCGCGAUAAUACCGCCAGGCCGCCGGUGCCGCUGUCGGCCACCGACACCCAUCCGUCCGUUAAAGAUUCGUCUGCAGCUCCGCUACUUCUGCCUCCGACGUCGCCGUCACCAUUGGACCUUUCUCCAGGCUCCGGCACCAGGGGAUCUUCCCUCCCCGCCACCAGUCCGCAACACCAGCAACCCCUCCACCACCGCCGUCGCCGCCGUCGGCAGCAGCAGCAACCUAACGAGCCUCGUGCUCUAACGCACAGCAUAGCACCCUCCAAGACUGAUCGCGGCCCUGGCCAGCUAACCUGUAUAGGGACUUCGGGGGAGGGGUGUGUGGAGGGGAAGGGAGGAGGCCUGCGGGCGGAGGGGCCCCCUCCAGGAGCUGCAGCCGCCACAUCCCUCACUGCGGCAGCAGUACGGAGAGUGACGGGGGCAGUGCCGCCGCCGCCGCCAUAUGUGACAUGCCCAGCUGGUGUUCUCACUUGCAGUAGCAGCGGCAAUGGCGGCAGCGGCGGGGACAAUGACGGCAACGGUGGCAGCGGCGGCGAUCAGCCUCCUCCCGGCGGCACGGCGGCUUCCUACCUGGCCCUGUACAGCAAUGAGGUGGAAGCCGACGGCGUAGAUAACCCGCAGGCGGCCUCCAGCGGGACCGCGGCCGAGGGGGCGGAACGCCGGGUAGCUGCAUCGCAGUCACCACAACCGCCAUUAGCAUCGUCGCCGCCGCCGCCGCCACCACUGGCCGCGCGGCCCCGGCGUCAACGUCGGCGAAGGCCAUCGCAGCAGCAGCAGCUGCUGUUGCUGCCUGCAGAUGCACGACCGGCGGAGCCGGCCGAGCCGCCGCCACCGUUACCGACCAGUAGCAGCAGCAGCAGUCAUUAUGUUCUAUGUCCGUCACCUUCCUUAUCUACUGCUACAGCUGCCACCGCCGUCACGACCUCCUCCGAGGCCAAGCCCUCGAGGACGUCGCUUCCGCCGCCGCCGCCGGCAGGCGCCGUGCCAUCUCCACCGUCGCCGCCAGCGGCCCCAGCGCCGCCAGCAGAACGCCCUAGGAGAGCGAAAAAGGGUCGGGGGAAAAGGGAGUCCCUGGCGGCGGCGGACAAGGCCGUACGGCCGCCCACGCGCCGGGAGCUGGCGGCGGCGGCGAGGAAGAAGGCACCCACGCAAGCGGGCCACACGACCGCCGCCAACGCUGCUGCUGCUGCGGCGGCGGCGGCGGCGUCUUCGGCUCCGGGUUGUGGUUGUACGGCGCCGUCGUCCGGCGGUCGUGUGGUGAUGGCGGUUGAAGCUCGUAAAGCUGAGCUGUGGCGGCGAUUGCAAUCCCGGGGCUUCGAGCUCUUCUACAGGCGCGUGAUGAUGUACCGCGUGUGCGAGGGGGAGGUGGACGCGGCGGCGGCGGAGCGGGCGCUGCACGAUGUGGUCAACUACGCGGGGUGUCUG